AAUACCCGGUGGUGCUGGAGGGUGCCGGGCGCGCUGGCUCUGGCGUCGGUGUACAAAUGAACAAUAUUUUUAUAGUGUUUUGUAAGAAUUUGUUUUAAUCGUCACGCGAAGUACCUGAAAAGAGAUUGUUAAGUUUUGUAAAGUAUGAACAUAGAUAUAGUGUGAAGUGCUGUUGUGAUGUUCCCCGAGCAAGAGGAGAGCGAGCGCUGAGCCCGGCGCCAUGCUGAGCGUGCAGGCCAUGAUCCACCGCCAGGAGGCCGCCACGCCCCUGCGCAAGCCGGACAAGGCCUCCAGCCGCCCCGACUCCAGCGGCAGCGGCAAGGGCAGGAACAAGCGCAAGGCCGCCAAGAAGAAGCGCGACGCGGCGGCGGGCGGCGACGACGCCAUCGGAGACAUCUUCGGCGAGGUGCGGGCGCCGCCGGCCAAGGGCGAGGCGGAGGGCCGCGCCGUGGUGGCGCGCGAGUGGCUGCUGCUGCGGAACACGGAGGCGGAGCCGCAGGGGAGGCUCCCCGCCACGCCCGCGGGGGACGCCGACGCUGGUCGUCGCAGGGCGGACCCCGGCCACAGCCACGUCCCCAUCAGGAAGAAGGAGUCUCGGGCGGGCAGGAGCAAGAAGGACGCCAACGGGAACGUAAGGAUAUUCAAGGAUUCCAAAAGCUGCGCUGAAGACGCGACGGCCACGGCGCCCGCGGACACGCCCUCGAGAGGUAGCGUGGGCGCGGGAGAAGGCCGCGAAGACGCGAGCAGGACGGCGCAGGGGAGAGAGGCUUCGUCCCCGGCCGAGGGCGCAGGGCGGCUCCACCCGCAGCCGGACGCCGCAGACAGCGCGCCCACGAAGGAGGUGGUCAUCAUAGACAAGCGCCAGCCGCAGGAGGGCGCGAGGAAGAGCCGCCACGGGGCGGGAGACGCGCCCCCCGACAAGAAGGAGCGGCGGGCCGGCGUCGGCAAGAGCUCGAGCGUGAAGCGCCACAGCUCCGGCCGGAGCACGGGCUCGGAGGGCAGCACGCUGAGGAGGCUGCGGGGGCGGACCACGCAGCGCAGCAGCGCCGCCACGCAGACGCCGCCGGGGUCGCACACGGACCUCCACAAGUGCGCGCCGCCCCCGGACAACCGCCGGGGAUCCUACAGGAGCCACGACGGCUCGGGGGCGCACGGCGCGGAGCACAGGCCGCACGAGGAGCCGCCGCGGCGAGACAUCUCCGUGGGCAUCCCCGGGGCGUCGCUGCUGCUCAAGCUGGUCAUGCCGCGGGACAAGCGCUUGAGCAGGCACUCCGGGGGCUCGCCCUCGAGGGACGUGCCGCCCACCUCCCCGGCCGUGGCUCGGACGCCCGCGUCGCCCCCCCUGCCGUGGUUCUGGCCGCCCCUCCGCCACGUGGAGGCCGCCAACCCCGUGCUCCCGGUGCCUCCGCUGACGCAGUCGAGCCGGCGCGGCGGCGUGGCCGUCGGAGGCGGCGAGGCGGAGCGGGCGGCGGCUGGUCGCCCGUCAUGGAGCGCGUCGUGCCCUUCCCUCCGAGGGCGGCGCCGCCCGUGCCGCGGCCGGUCCAGGGCGACCAGCUGAGCGUGU
Messenger RNA from Penaeus vannamei (Pacific white shrimp), 1564 nucleotides. The record is from RefSeq and is a predicted model, not a curated record. Lineage: Eukaryota; Metazoa; Arthropoda; Malacostraca; Decapoda; Penaeidae.